GAUAAACUUUUAUACUGUUUUGAAGUAGUAAAUACACGGUUUUAAUGCCGACAAUCAACGCAUCUGUUUCUUUAUCUUGUAGAUAUUUUUUUGUAUUUUCCACGUAGUUUCUUUUUUUUUUUGGUAAAAAUGUUAAGAUAUUAUUACCAAUUUUCAAUUUUUGACAGAAAUACAAUGGGAAACAAGAAACAGAGGAAAUGAAAUGCAACUAAACACAUACUCUUCCUAGACCAGAAUGGGACUGACACAACAAGCUGAACAGCUAACCACAAGCCUCGCCAAGUCGAAACAUGCCACUUGCCGCAAAAAGAUGAACCACAGUGAAAUCGAGAGUCGGAACCCGGUAGAAUUUGGCUUGCCCGAUGAUCCGCUCUUUAUGAUAAGGCUCAACCAAGAACAGCUCGUGGUAGACCAACUAAGCUACAGCCAAAACAGCCAGACAGUAAAACCCGAGACCAAGCACCCGCACAGCCAUGGUCGAGCAAAGGAUAGACAAGCCUCCAAGAGCUACACAGGUCGAAGACCCACACAGCCCGAAAGCCCUACCACUUAUUUGAAAGACGGGUAGCGAAGAGGCACCAACCAAAUCCAGCUCCAGAACCUGCAAUAGAGAUGAACAAUGUUCUACCGGAUCACACCACCGGUGAAUCUGGCACAGGGAUGAACAAAGUUCAAACAAGUCUCCAUCGUCGAGAAGAAGAUGCAGAUGACACACUGACGCUUCUACUCUACGCCUUGUCCCGGAUACAGAGAACCUGCCGCCGGUCACUGCUGCGCUUCGACGGGAACACACCGGAGUACUCGCCAUAGUUGAAACGGCCCACGAAGAAGGACUGAAGAACUCAAAGCCUCAGACAAGAGACAGAGCAUACUGGAUACGAAGGAGUGGCUCACGACAUCAAAGAGAGAGCAACCGCCACAACCGAAGACGGAGAAGCCAUAGACGACAUUCCUUCAAACCGGCAAGAAAGCUGCAGACGAGGACUCACAGAAGCUCGGCCACCACACAGUCACCAGACCUCCGUGCUCGAACCGAUAGAAGACAUCUAUCACCUCGCUUGAGCCAGGUACGAUCUUCCCUCCCAUGCGAGACACCAAGCAAGAGAAAGAAAGAAAGCCCCGACUCCUCACCACGACGAAGACCACUUCGCAGCUGGAGGAGAGAGACGUCGACGAACACCACCCGCCAACAACACCGAAAGCUUCAAUAGGACAGAGAAGGAGAAAAGCCUGAACCACCAAAGCUUUCACCCUAAAAAGCCGACUCCGGCGGCCCACAACCCUCACCGCCGUGCCGAAUCUCCAGAACAGGAACCCCUAGCCACGGAUCUAAACUUCCCCGGAGCAACUCUAGAUAACCCGAGCCAGAGCUCCGCCCACAGAACCGAGCAAAACGGAGAUGAGAAGAAAGAGAGGCAAACCGGAGCAAAUCGCAAAGAGGAAGAGAUGAGGAGGCGGCCUCCGGCGACCACGCGCGCCACCGCUGGUCGCCGGAGCAAAACGAGUUCGACGAAGCUGGCGGCUAGAUGAUAAGGUAAAAGGAAGGAGGAGAACUUCAGAGGAGAGAGAAAAACCUUUCAACUUUUCCUUUCUAACGUUUCUUUCCCUCCUGCCGUAGUUUCUUGAUACGUUCGUUGUAUGACUUUUCAUAUCCUUUGACUCUAUUUUACGUAAAGGACUUUUCGACUUCUUCCAGAAUUUUCAUUUCUUCUAUUUAAUCUUCUUUAGUAGUUGGAGAUUUACGAGACUGUUUGUUGCUUCGUUCUAUUGGGGUUUGAUGACUAGCCGAAAAAACACGCAUUGGUGUAAUACUUGUAGACGAGGAAUCCGUCUUCAAGGAGAAGACCUAAGAAGAGGAGGAGGUUGCAGUCACUGCGGUAACACCUUUCUCGAAAGGCUCUGUGAGAAUGUUGAACUAAACCCGUUUGAUUUAUUCGGUUUAGCCAUUCAAGAAUCUCGUAGCCGUCGGGUCAACAACAGAAGAAGACCGGUUCUUGAAAACCAAUUGAGUUUUCAAGAGUUGUUUAACCGGCUUUCAGCUCAAGACCGCCGUGGCCCACCUCCAGCUUCACCAACCGUGAUCAACUCCAUGCCAAAGAUCAAGAUCAGGAAGAAGCAUCUCGGUUUGAAUCCGUGUUGCCCGGUUUGCCAAGACCGGUUUGAAAUGGGAUCGUCUGCAAGAAAGAUGCCGUGUAGACAUAUCUACCAUUCGGAAUGUAUAGUCCCGUGGCUAUUCCAGCAUAAUUCUUGUCCAGUGUGUCGCAAAGAGCUGCCAGAAGACGGGAACAAUGGUCGAAAAAAUCCCUUUUUGUUUCUGUGGCCGUUUACAUCCUCUGGUGCGGCCUCAAACUAUAAUGGACCACCUUUUCAUUGAGAUGCUUGUGUAACAAAUCACAAUCCAUGAUAUAUGUUUUAUUUUUUUGUUUAAUUAGUGAUUUUUAAAAAUUAUAUCGAUGUACAAAGGGUUUUGUAGCUCAGUACGAUUUGUUGUUAUAUGUAAUGUAUAAAUUUUAAGUAAUUUGUAUCAAAAAUUUGUUAUCACUA
Messenger RNA from Brassica napus (rape), 2544 nucleotides. RefSeq names its product probable E3 ubiquitin-protein ligase RHC1A. Bases 1778 to 2374 code for a protein of 198 amino acids. Gene Ontology annotation, molecular function: ubiquitin protein ligase activity. The record is from RefSeq and is a predicted model, not a curated record. The transcript is spliced from 2 exons. NCBI's taxonomy places the organism in Eukaryota, Viridiplantae, Streptophyta, Magnoliopsida, Brassicales, Brassicaceae. Gene Ontology annotation, biological process: protein ubiquitination. Gene Ontology annotation, cellular component: cytoplasm.